UCAGAGCGCUGAAAAAUGUCAGGUUUUCUUGAGAGCUUGAGGUGCUCGGAGUGUGUUGACUGGGGAGAGAAACGAAACACGAUCGCUUCUGUUGCUGCCGGAGUGCUGUUUUUUACAGGUUGGUGGAUAAUCAUAGAUGCAGCUGUAAAAUACCCUAAAGUGGAAGAUUUCAACCAUUCAUACCAUGCUUGUGGGGUUAUAGCCACUAUUGCAUUCCUAAUGAUCAAUGCGGUGUCUAACGGACAAGUGCGGGGUGACAGUUACAGUGAAGGCUGUCUAGGACAAACAGGUGCUCGGAUCUGGCUGUUCAUCGGUUUUAUGAUGGCUUUUGGAUCUCUGAUUGCUUCUAUGUGGAUCCUUUUUGGAGGCUACGUUGUUAAAGAAAAACCAGUAGUAUACCCAGGAAUAGCUGUGUUUUUCCAGAAUGCGUUCAUCUUUUUUGGAGGACUGGUCUUCAAAUUUGGUCGCACAGAAGAUUUGUGGCAAUGAACACGCCUGUGGAAGUGCAUUGGCCAUGCUGUUUUUUUAACUGCACACUCCCGAAGUUUUGUAAAACCAUUUUGUAAGCGGUGACCUUCAAUUGUGUCUAAAGAUAAAACAAGGAAAACUUAAAUCAUAGCACUAAAAAUUCUGGUUCUAUUCUGUUUAA
Fulmarus glacialis (Northern fulmar) is the source of this 649-nucleotide messenger RNA. RefSeq names its product transmembrane protein 50A (gene TMEM50A). Gene Ontology annotation, biological process: late endosome to vacuole transport via multivesicular body sorting pathway; protein targeting to vacuole. Bases 16 to 489 code for a protein of 157 amino acids. NCBI's taxonomy places the organism in Eukaryota, Metazoa, Chordata, Aves, Procellariiformes, Procellariidae. The transcript has 6 exons. The record is from RefSeq and is a predicted model, not a curated record.